Messenger RNA from Mya arenaria, 3556 nucleotides. RefSeq names its product cell adhesion molecule 2-like. Gene Ontology annotation, biological process: cell-cell adhesion. The transcript has 4 exons. Gene Ontology annotation, molecular function: cell adhesion molecule binding. NCBI's taxonomy places the organism in Eukaryota, Metazoa, Mollusca, Bivalvia, Myida, Myidae. The record is from RefSeq and is a predicted model, not a curated record. Gene Ontology annotation, cellular component: cell-cell junction. Bases 58 to 1194 code for a protein of 378 amino acids.
AGCAAAACGAGUGACUGAGCACACAUAAAAUUAUUCUUAAAGUUAAAAUAUACAAUCAUGACAGUUGUCAUGGUAAAGGUGAUUUUUGGGGUGAUUUUAGUUAUGUACUCAGAAGCUGUCACGUUAAACCUGACCUACACACCCAACCCGGCCCUGGAGAAUUCUGCCGUGACACUAACAUGCUCCUACACAGGACUACAGUCCAAUGAGACCAUAAUACGUGUAACCUGGGAUGUCAAGGUUCCAAAUGAAACCAUAUACACAAAGGGAAGGAUAAGUAUGCCUUCGUGUACUGAUUUUGGUUUCUCAGAUACCAGUUUUUACAGAUUUAACUGUGGAGUGGGUAAUUUCUCAUGGACAAUCCUCAAUGUCACUAGGAAUAAUGAACAGAAUAUGUGGCGGAGUGUAAUUUCUACAACAGCAACGACAUACAUGGUCAACACAACACUAUAUGUUCAAGUCCCUAUCACGGCAGUAAGCAUGACAGCACCUACAGAUUCAACGGUGACAAUCAACGCUGGUGAUUCUGAGACGUUCAAAUGUAGGACCUCAGGUGGACUUCCCCAGGCAACAAUCAAAUGGUUCAAGGUGACAGGAAACACGUGUUCUCAAUAUGGAAUGGAGCUCAAGUCUUCAGUUUCCAAUUCUUCUGUCAUCGUUGUCAAGGGAUUGAGGCAAGUAGACAGUACCAUGCUCUUCAAUGCUACAAGUACCGAUAAUGGACUGAGAAUAUGUUGCACUGCCAGUAAUGUUGCCGAGAUGCAGCGUGUGUCUGAAACCAAACUGCUGGAUGUCAGAUAUGCACCAUCCGGCCCUCCAGUCAUCAUAGGAUAUGCCAGUGGCAGUAACUACAGUAUGAUAGAAAACAGAACAGAAAUUCUAACAUGCAGCAGUACGGGCGGUAACCCACUGGCGACUCUUACCUGGGACUGCUUCAACGGCCAGAUGUUCAGUCCUACUGUACAAGGCAGUAUGGUAAAAAGGGUUGUUCAGUGGACAGCAAGGCGUAAUGAGAACGCCAGGUGCACGUGUACAGCUUCACACGUGACCGGACAAAAUCAGUCCCAGAGUGCCUUUGUCAAUGUAAAGAUAUUAUGUAAGUACAUAUUGUGUUAUAACGUUCCUGAGAGCAUUGUUACUGCAAGUCCUACCAUAGAUGGAUCAAUCACAAAUACUGUAAUAGCAAUGCGUUAAUCAGUUAUUAAGAACAUUGUGAAAGCAAAUGUUUGAAAAGCAUGACAGAACAGUGACAAUGGCAAAUAAGUAUAAAGUGAAAUUUCUUUUCUACAUCGUAAUUAAUACAAUAAAUGCAGUAACGUCAAUUUGUUGGAAUAUUAUUAGUAGCAUAUAUAUUAGUGUGGAUUCUAAAAGAAUGUGCCGAACCUCUCAAUCUGGUGACGUAAAAUCUUAAGUCAUGUGGCAAAACAGUUAAUGUAAGUAAACUGUUAUCAUACAAGUUUAACACACCACUAGUUUUUUGUCAUUAACCAUGUUUCAUGAAACGUAUCAAUUCAGGUUUGUCUGAAUAGGCUAACACAUGUUUUAAAAACUCACAACGAUGGAUUAUUGAAAACAUAUAAACAAUAUCAACUUUCCAUUUUGACAAUCUUUAACUAGCACAUCAUAUUGUUCUUUAACUAUAACAUUCUGAGUGCGUGGUAUUAACAGGAGAGUAUGCCCUAAACCGUCAUAUACUGCAUUUGGUGCAUGGGCACAUACAUUCAAAACAAUUUUCCGAAAUUCGUUCCAUUUGAUUUUGCUUUCCGAAUAACGAAAUAACAGAUCAAUAACCCAAUUUUGAACCAACAAAAUCUUUAAAAGGUUGUCAUAAGAUGUUCGGCAUCAAAUUGUACUUUUUGCAACAAGCUAAUAACAAAUUCUGUACACCAAAAGACCUUUCCAUCACGAUGUUCUUUGUUCAGAGGUAAUGUAUAAGUGUAACUAAACCCAGUCAACAAAUGACAUGAGGUCAUCUAAAGUGUUGUUGUGACAUCUAAUGUUCGUUUCAAAGCAAAUUAUCGUUCGUGAAAUAUGUCUUACAUUUAUAUAUUCAUUCGGAACUCAUCGGCCAUUUUUAUUGAAAACAACCUCGGAUGUAUAUGGACGCUUAACAUACUCAGAAAUUGGUAUGUUUAAGCCCGCUGCAAGUAGAUCACGUAGUAAUUUAAUUUUGCAGUUUAACAUUAUGACUUAACUCUUGGAAAUCUUAAUAAUGUUCGCAGUAAUGCACUUCGCUGGCAAUCAAUUUAAAUUUUGAUAAAGAAAAUAUCUCCUAAACUUCUACAUUUAAUUAAUGAUAUCUUCAAAAUUGUGCUAACUACUUCUACUGAUAUAGCGGCAUACAUCCGAGGUGUUCCGAAUUAUAUAUUGACAUCAAGGCUACACUUAUUUUACAGUAAAACAGUGGAGUUCUAGUAAUAUAUAUUGAUGCUUAAAAUAGUCAUACGAUCUUCAAAAGGUACUAUAAAAGUAAGAGGCCUGAAUUCAUAUAUUUCUGUAAAAUAAUUCUAAAUCGUCUUGUAAUAGUAGAGAAAAUAAGACAGAGGACGUAUCUUUAUCUUGCCCAAAAUCAAAAGCAUAUUCAAGGAAAUCAGAAAUCGAAAGAAUUAUUUAAGGAUAUAACACUAUGCAAUGUGGGUAUGUCUUUUCGUUGAGUAUUUGAACUUACUUCGAAAGUGGAAACUAUUAUAUUUUGUUUGGUUUAUAAAUGCACUGCUUUCGAGUUCAUACUGUCUCCGAUGAGGCUUAAAUGUUCGAGUUUAAUGUUGCGGUAAGUGUGGUUUGGCACCUGCAGACUGGUUUGAUCCAACAGUGAGUUCUUACUUAUUUCACAUUGGCCUACGAAGGCAACCUAUCAUUAACCAAUGGCGACAUAUUGACAUUUGUUCAGUAUGUGUUGUCAUGUAAAGUUGUGUCUAUGGUUUGUGUUUGUUUGGCAUUAAUCAUUUUGCUUUUAAAAAGGAUUUUGGUUAAAUAUUUAGCAACUGGACAUCUCCCUGUUAUUUAUUUUGUUUUAUUGAUAAACUGAGUGUUCAUCAAAUCCAUUUGAAAUCUUUCCAACGUAUUUUCAUAACUGUGUUUUAUACUAAUUAAUGCUUUUGUAAGUAACUAAUUGAGUGAUUAGAUGUAUCCUUUGUUAGUUACGGAUAUUAGACGUUUAAUAUCGUUUCAAACGCGUGUUUAAAGAUGCCUCCUUACUCGCUGGUAAGAUUGACCACAAUUAUUACGAAUGUGUUGAUAUACCAAAAAGGAUAAAUAAAUGUCGGAAACAAUGGUUCUUAUAAAAAAAUACCGAGUUUAAUCUGAAAGAAAGGUGCAGAAAACACGGUAUUUCUAUCAUAUGAGACUUUAUUAGACCACAGUAAAACUUUUAGCACUCAUUUAAUAUUUUUUACGUUUUCAGCUAUUAAAUACACGGUUACAAUCUUGUAUUCAGUAAUUAAUAUUCUCAAUAAAUGCGUUAUUAAGUAAGUAGUAAGGAGCAUAUCACACAAAAUUUAUCUUUGUUAUACAUGUGUAUAUAUUGAAUUUGAGAGUGUCACUUUAAAUUCAGAUA